AUGUUCUUCCCCUUUACCUCUCCUUUCCUCUCGAUUCUCACAGUCUCCACCGAAUCCAAUUACUCGUCUACUGCGGACCGGAGUCAGUUCUAUUAUCCGGAUCCUCCCGCCUCUCCUUCGUCUCAGGGAUUUCUCCUCGGAAUGCUCACGACGGAUUCUAGCUAUCGACAGAAGAUCCCAAACCUACGCAGACUGGUCCAUCCAAGUCCACCACCCAAUAAAUAUUACAUAAGAACUUUUGAGCUUGAUGGCAAACGCAUAAAGCUCCAAAACUGGGAUGCGGCUGGUCAUGACUCAUGA
Molecule: messenger RNA, 300 nt
Organism: Microthlaspi erraticum
Lineage: Eukaryota; Viridiplantae; Streptophyta; Magnoliopsida; Brassicales; Brassicaceae
Source: the annotation of a GenBank genome assembly